GAUGGAAAGGCGGGGGCUGGUCCAUCAUGCUGUUCUCAACUAGUUGUGAGAAGCUGAAACGUGGCCAGAUUGAACAGGAAACCGACAGAAACGCGCUUUAGAACAACAUUGUCGAAGUUUACAGGGAUAUAGUAACUAUACUAGCAGUCCUUAUUACUUUACACUCUUAUCUGUUUUAACGUUUCUGUAGUUACACGUUUGUUACAGCGGGAUACUACAAUUGUAGAUAGAACUUGUCUUAUUAAACGGGAAACGACAUCUCUCAGUGGUCAUAUCCAAGCCGAAAUAGAUAAAAACCUGACCAAUUGUAGCAAAUUCUAAACGCAACAUCGGUCCAGACGGUUGGUUACAUUGUAACAUUUUGAUAAUGACAGACACGGUCAUCGGUUCGGAUAAAAGCCUGUCCUUCGAGAAGACGUGGGGCAGCUCCACCAGCAGCGGGUACUGCAGUGGGGACUCAGAUUCAGAGUUCGAGCAGUACUUCACAGCUCGCACAUCAUUCAUUCCCAAACCCAAGAAAGAGAAGGUGAGAGGAGAACAAUUUGUCAAGCAGUUGAAUAAGAGUUAUUGAAUAAGAUGUUGGCUAUUCCUUCCUCUGCCUUCACUGAUGUUCAUGCAUAAUAGGCUAGACAAUCUUGUGUGUAACUUCCUUUAUGUUAUAUUAUAAUUUAUAAUAGAGGUAUGACGUGAUAGAGGCAUAUACUAGUGUAUUUCAAAUGACAUAUCCAAGAAAAUGGUCAUCUGAAGUUGUCGUCAUAUUUGCAGUAGUAGUAGUAACUACCCUCUUUCUAAAAAGUAAAUUGGGAUCUACUGUGUUUCUCAUAUUACAAGGAUGACUCAUAUAUCCCGAUGCUGAGAACCACUCAAGAGUUUAGUGACGCACCCAUGAUACCCCUCAAGUUUCACAACACACACUAGUCAUGUACUAUUCAUCUCUGGAUCAUUCAGAAACAAAUUACUUCACUCCCAUUGCUUCACACUUACAAAGCUUGCACACACAAGCCUGCACGCACAUCUCUGGAGGGUUUGAAUGAGUAGCCUACUAGACAUAAGGGGAAUGGCAACAUUUGAUCAUGUUUCAUUAACUCAUAUUUCUACAGUAUCUUGAGUGAAUACAUUAGAUAAUGUUAUACACAGUACAGUAAAAACAGUAAUAACAGCACAGUAAAAAUUGGUGACUCCUUAGUAGACUGUUCUGGCUUCCAUUUUGUGAUUGCUUAUUUACUAGUUGCAGGACAUACAUUAAAGACAUGCUCUGUAACUUUGGUGAAUACUAAGUAUUUUUCAAACAUCCUUUGGGCUGGAUGUGUCAAUGGGUAGUUCAUACAUGCAUAACCUAUGAGCAGAAUUAUUGUUUAACCUCAAUUAGCCACGAAAUCCCUGUUUGAAAGUAACUGUUUUUCUGAAAGCUGUGCUCAGUGGCAUGAGUUCAGUUAAACCUAAGCAGGGGUGUGGAAGGGUGCAUACAGUGCAACAUGAAAUGGUUGCAUAAUACACACUAUUAAGUCACAACAUGGCCGAUUUCAAAUGCCGACAUCCAUAGGUGGCGCGUGAGUUUCAGGUUUGGGGAAGCAAUUGUUUUAACUGUAAAAUUGCACCUUUAUAAUGCAUCGCAUUUGCAGACUAACAGAGGUGGGACCAAGCCACUAUUAUUCGAGUCACAAGCAAGUCUCAAAUCACAAGGUCCGAGUCUCGAGUCAAGUCCAAGUUGUGCAUUGUAAGAGCAAGUCGAGUCAUAUGUUUUUUCAAGUUAAGUAAAAAACAUAUCGAUGCAAUGACUUGUUCAACUACAAAUCUUUGUUUAUUUAUUGAGGAACCAGACAGCCCUUUUCAUUAUUUUGUCUACAACAUAUUCUGAUGAUGUAAUUGUAAAAAAGGGACCUUGUAGCAGUCACAAGGGCAUGAAAUCAGCAGAAGAUAAGGCGGGUUGAUGUGCUAAGUGUAGAUUUAUUUACUGGUCUUGGUGAUCCAAUGAUAUCUUACAACAUUUACCAAAUGUACACGGGCAACAGGCAAAAAUAAAUAGCCUCUUUAUCAGGCUUAACCUGUCCUAUCUGAAUGGACACAGGUAGAGGGCAAGACUGCACAGCCUCCCCUUGAGAAACCAGAUGGAUCUGUCUAACAGGACCUCAAACAGGUACAUAUAAGCACUUGGCCCCACCCAGGACCAUACAAUUAUCCAAUUGGCAAAUACAACCAACAGGGUUUGCACAAGGUGCUUAAAGUACUUGAAUUUGGCACUCUGAAAGUACUGGAAUACCUUGAAAAUCUGAAAUUUUCUCAAGUUGGUACAGUGGGGGAAAAAAGUAUUUAGUCAGCCACCAGUUGUGCAAGUUCUCCCACUUAAAAAGAUGAGAGGCCUGUAAUUUUCAUCAUAGGUACACGUCAACUAUGACAGACAAAUUGAGAUUUUUUCUCUCCAGAAAAUCACAUUGUAGGAUUUUUAAUGAAUUGAUUUGCAAAUUAUGGUGGGAAAUAAGUAUUUGGUCACCUACAAACAAGCAAUAUUUCACCUACAAACAAGCAAGACCUAGUGAAUGACCUGCAGAGAGCUGGGACCAAAGUAACAAAGCCUACCAUCAGUAACACACUACGCCGCCAGGGACUCAAAUCCUGCAGUGCCAGACGUGUCACCCUGCUUAAGCCAGUACAUGUCCAGGCCCGUCUGAAGUUUGCUAGAGUGCAUGUGGAUGAUCCAGAAGAGGAUUGGGAGAAUGUCAGAUGAAACCAAAAUAUAACUUUUUGGUAAAAACUCAACUCGUAGUGUUUGGAGGACAAAGAAUGCUGAGUUGCAUCCAAAGAACACCAUACCUACUGUGAAGCAUGAGGGAGGAAACAUCAUGCUUUGGGGCUGUUUUUCUGCAAAGGGACCAGGACGACUGAUCCGUGUAAAGGAAAGAAUGAAUGGGGCCAUGUAUCGUGAGAUUUUGAGUGAAAACCUCCUUCCACCAGCAAGGGCAUUGAAGAUGAAAUGUGGCUUGGUCUUUCAGCAUGACAAUGAUCCCAAACACACCGCCCGGGCAACGAAGGAGUGGCUUCGUAAGAAGCAUUUCAAGGUCCUGGAGUGGCCUAGCCAGUCUCCAGAUCUCAACCCCAUAGAAAAUCUUUGGAGGGAGUCGAAAGUCUGUGUUGCCCAGCGACAGCCCCAAAACAUCACUGCUCUAGAGGAGAUCUGCAUGGAGGAAUGGGCCAAAAUACCAGCAACAGUGUGUGAAAACCUUGUGAAGACUUACAGAAAACGUUUGACCUGUGUCAUUGCCAACAAAGGGUAUAUAACAAAGUAUUGAGAAACGUUUGUUAUUGACCAAAUACUUAUUUUCCACCAUAAUUUGCAAAUAAAUUCAUAAAAAAUCCUACAAUGUGAUUUUCUGGAUAUUUUUUUCUCAUUUUGUCUGUCAUAGUUGACGUGUACCUAUGAUGAAAAUUACAGGCCUCUCUCAUCUUUUUAAGUGGGAAAACUUGCACAAUUGGUGGCUGACUAAAUACUUUUUUCCCCCACUGUACUUAAAAAGAGAGGAGAACAGAAAAUGAUCAAAUAUGUUAAUAUGAAAAAUAUUACAACAAUGUAUUGGUCUUGCGAAUUAAUUUCCAGGCAGACUACCGAGUUUUAUUUCCUCACGUGUUUUGUCCUCUGGUUGCCAGGCUAGCUCGCUCAUUCCACCCACACUGCCACUCAGCCAUGCAGGUACAGAACUGACUGGUUAGGCACCGCCAAACAUCACAUCGAUAGCUAAAAUUCUGGGCAAAUGUAGAUCCAAUCCUGCCUUGCAGGAUAUUGAUGUUUAUGAAUGGGUUUUGCCAGACCCAACCGGGUAUGUAGUGGAGGGUAAACGCCUUUUACGCAACUUUUUAUUUGUGAAAUAGCGUUUAAUCACCUUUUAAUUUGGGUAAUUAUCUUUUGCCCACUUAUUAUUGCGUUCCCAGCGUUGAUCAACGCUCCGAAGGCUUCUUGAUCUGAGUUCUAAUCGUGCCUACCUCUGCGAACAAGUGGAAUCAUGAAUGAUUCACAUAUGCUCGUUAUGUUCACCUGCUCCCCUAGAUUUGCCAUGUUAGCAGCACAUUCAUUCACCAUUCUGUCCAACGGGAAACUCUGCCCACGACAGAACGAGAGUUGAAACAAACUACCUUAGCCCAGACCUACAGUGGCAUGUAGCAGAGAGACGCCGCUGACAGUAGGAAUUUUUUUUUUAAAGAUCCCUCGACUCCUGCCUUGUCACCAGACAUCCCCCAAACAAAAAAAACCUGACUCUUGGAAAAUGAGUGUACAACUGGUAAAUGAGUCGCUGAUAUUUUAGUCUAGCUAGCUAGGUAGUUCAAGGGCUCUGGCUGUUAGUCAGGUAGCUAGAUAUAACUAGCUGGCUAGAAGGAUGAAGUUAGAAGCUAACGUUGAAUGGAGCCUGACCUUGGCAGGAGCAGUUGACUGAAAUUAUAUAAAUAAGUAGUGAAACGUAUUAUUGAGUAGAACCUGUAAGGUAGUGAUGAAUAGUAAGUUAGUUGGUUUUUUUCAUGAGGUUGUGGCGAUAUACUGCCAUCCAGUGGCGACUAGAAACAAUUGCAUAAUAGGAACUAUUACAAAUUGAUGGUCCUUGAAAAUAAAUAUUAGUACUUGGAAUUUGAAAGUAUUUGUAUUUGAAAAGUCCCUGAAUUUGACUUGCCACUGUCUGUACGAACCCUGAACCAAUAAACUGGUUCUACAAUGUAAAAGACAAUUUCCACCUCCAUUGUUACAUUGGUACAUUCGUCUUAAUCAGACUUUAAUUAUAUUUCAUCACCAUUUAUACAUGGAACAAUCAUUUUCUCUUAUUCAACGUAUUGACUCAAAAGCGUGGCGUGCAAGCCACGUAGCCUAUUUCUGUGCGCACUGAGGCUUGCACGCUUCUAUUACGCACAACCAGACAGACCGAGACAUUGGACACAGACACAAGGCACUCCGACAUAACCCGGGAAAUAUGAACAAUGUAAACCAUACAUUGAAUUAAAUAAACAGAACUUCUACCUCAUGAGUCUUGAGAACGUUCAUGUGCACAAUAAACAUUGCGCCCACUCAGAGGUCAAGAAAUGGUAGGCUACAUGAAAAUGUAUCGUAUCAAACAUGAAAUAGAAAUGUCUAAGUGUUAAAAUAAACGUUACGGGGAUGGAAUGAUGAAAUGCUAGCAAUUAUUGUAGGAUUAGAUGGAAUAUAGAUUUACCACAUGUGCAUUUAAAUGUGUGAAAGAAUGCAACAGCAAGCAUUUCAACAAGAGAACAAGCGCACUCCACUGGUGGGAGUUUGGAGAGCACAAGUGGAGAGACGCGCCUCUGGUGCGUUUUUGCCACAGUAAUAAUUAAUUUUAACAACAAAUUCCAAAUACAAACUUCAUAAGUAAAUGUAUACAUUUCAAGCAAUUUUGACAUACCACAAGACCAGUGGGCCUAUGCUAAUUUUCCUUGAUGCCCCAUUGCUGGUGAGCUUGCUAACUAAACAGUUAAUAUUCUUGAUCUCCACAUUUUUUUGGGAGCUGUAUAUUUAUUUAUAAUGGCAAUCCUCUCUCCCUACAAUUUGACAUUUGCGCUGCACCCAAUCCUAUAGCUGUAAAGAAAAUUAGCAAUCUGUUCGCUAGCUCACCCGAAAUCUCAAGUCAGUCUCAAGUCAAAGUCAAGUCCCAAGUUUUGAGGCUUUAUUUUCUAUCAAGUUGAGUUUCAAGUCAUCAAGUUUGUAACUCGAGUCACACUCAAGUCCAAGUCAUGUGACUCGAGUCCACAACUCUGCAGCUAAUAUUCCUGUGAUGAGUAGAUUGCAUAGUCCUAAUUUAGGCUAAUAAUAUAACUCAAUCACUGUUAGCAAAACAGACUGUACUGAACAAUGUAUGCCUGAGUGUGUAGUGACAUAGAGUAGGCCUAAUCAGAGACGUUUCCACUCCUUUCUUUGCACUGGAAAAAUGUGGCCUUUUAUAAUCACAUUUCAUGCAAUUCUACUACACUUUAUAUGACUGGAGAAACAUAAGAGAUCAAAGCCUACUCUGCUGACACUUGAAAAACAGAUCAGUAAAAACGACCUAGUCUUGAAUGCAACUAUCUAAUCUAGGCCUAAGAAAAGGGGAGACUUAUUGUACAAUAUGACGUCCAUCUAGCCUGGAGGAGGAAAUUAUUUCCCCCAAAAAACUUUCCAGUGGUACUGAUCCAAUGAUAAAGACGGUGAAUAUGCGCGCACUCACCGGGAAUAUAGUAUGUUUUCCACUGGUGCCAAUGAGAUAGGCUACUGUUCGCUCCUUGAACGUGUUGAUAACUAGAGACAGAUCAGUCUUUUCUUUGUCUUCUCUUUUCCGCAAUAGCCAUUCGCUUUCUAAACUGUUUUUCCUACGAUUAUAUUUUGAAAUAUUGCGAUAGGCCUAUUUAACUGCUUUUCACUAACCGAUUCAACUCAACAAUCAGCUAUUUGGUAGGCUAUUUGCCGCGUGCUAACCAAAUUGCGCGCUUAAACAAUCCACAGCUCAUUUUUAAAAGAAGCUAAUGAUCCUCUGUGGCCAAAUCAUGCUCUCUGGUGUAGUAUUUUGAAUGAUUUGUUUUAUUUCUGUAUAGGCAAGAGUAAUUAUAAUGCUAAUUUUGGCAAAUUUAAUUCAAUUUACUUUAGGGGGAAGCUUAUCUUUUGAUUAUCCUAUUAUUCCUCCUCCACCAAACUUUACAGUUGGCACUAUGCAUUCAGGCAGGUAACGUUCUCCUGGCAUCUGCCAAAUCAUCGGACUGCCAGAUGGGGAAGCGUGAUUCAUCACUCCAGAGAGCGCAUUUCCACUGCUCCAGAGUCGAGCGAGCUUUACACCACUCAGCUAACAGUUCUUGUGCUGAUGUUUCUUCCAGAGGCAGUAUGGAACUCGUUAGUGAGUGUUGCAACCGAGGACAGACGAUUUUACGCACUAUGCGCUUCAGCACUCGGCGGUCCCGUUCUGUGAGCUUGUGUGGCCUACCACUUCGUGGCUGAGCUGUUGUUGCUCCUAGACGUUUCCACUUUCCACUUCACAAUAACAGCACUUACAGUUGACCGGAGCAGCGCUAUCAGGGCAGACAUUUGCCUAACUAACUUGUUGGAAAGGUGGCAUCCUAUGACGGCGCCACAUUGAAAGUCACUGAGCUCUUCAAUAAGGCCUUUCUACUGCCAACGUUUUAAAAAGGAGAUUGCAUGGCUGUGUGGUCGAUUUUAUACACCUGUAAGAAACGGGUGUGGCUGAAAUAGCCAAAUCCACUAAUUUGAAGGCUGGCAGCUUCUCUCUCUGGAGUGAUGCUCCGCAUGGUCCUAAAGCCAGCCAGUCAAUACGCUAAACAGUCAUUGCAUUUUAAUCGGGAUUGGAAUUAUUUGAGCCUACUUUUAAAUUUUUGGCCUUGAGCAUACCCAACUUAUGCCCCUGGCCAUUUUCCCUAGUAUGUGCCCUACAUGGGCCAGCCCCCUAGCAAUUUGAGUUCAACAAUAUGAGUGACAGCUAGCAAGAGGCACAUCAUGCACACACAGCAGAGAGAGAGCAAUGACGUGGUGCACAUACAGUAUCUGCACAUAUGUGACGUAGUAUGCAGUUUUCGGGGACCACUUUUGGUUUGUGAGCUCUACUUUCAGAACUACCGACUAAAAAGUAUACAAAAGUACCGGAGAAUCUCUUUAACACCAUUUCAAUCUGCAUUAGGAUUCAGGUUAUUGAUCCGAUUUUGCACAACUUGACAUUGAUUUAUGUAGUUGUGGGUAGAAUGAGAGUUUGAGACUUUCUCCCAGAGGACAGAUCAUGUUGGUGCUGAUGUUAACACAUGCCAGGAGGAUUUAUGAGUAUUGAUCUAUGGAUUCCCCCCUAUGAAAAGCAGCUACUGUCAACAGGACAAUUUGGGGCUAGCUGGUUCUCCAAUUGAUACAGGAAGAAGAGUUCUGUGCAUCACAUGUUUUGAAUGACAUUCUCACACAGGAAGCAAGGAAGGACCAUUAGACACAGGAAGUGCAUAGUUGUGGUGGUUACUGUGUCCAUGGGAGACAUUUAAAUGUCUUGUCGAUGCUGGAGGCCAAAUGUAAAUUGCCGAAAGAUGACUGAGAUUCUGUGAGGAUUAGGCAGCUGACUCCACAGGAUAUGCCUCUAUAAAACAGAAGAAGGCUUUGUGUCUGACUCUCAAGCGGGGGGGUUGCCUGAGGGGGGCAGCUAUUUUUACAUGAACACAGCUUUAAGGAAUGCUGCCCAAAGCCUUUGCAGACAUUACAAACAGCUGCAUGUCCCCCCAUGAUGCCUCCCUCUACAGAGAUAGGAGGAAUUGAGGAACUGGGAUUGGUCAGUGCUGACAUCAUUGUGGUCCACCGCUUCCCUAUCAUAGACUAUGGCUACGUUGACAGGAAGUUUGGAAUCUGAUGCAACCAGCGAUAACUUUGUGAAAGAAGGGGUGGAGCUUACAGGAAGUUAGCACUGUGAAGCAUAGGCUGCUAUAGUCUGAGAAAUAAUAUAAGUAAUUUAUUUUUUGCACAUUUAUUAUAAGCAGCAACAAGUAGUAAUGCAGUUUCUCAUUCCAAUACCAUUUUGAUUUACACCAGUCUAGUGCUUCCUUUUCUCACCAAACCCAAUCUAGUCCUCUGCUCUACUGAACUCUGACCCCUUUGAACCUGACUCCCCAAGACUCCUGAAAUCUAAUUUCCCCUCCGUGACCCCAAGGGUCACCUCUAUGAAUUUGCAUUAGACUGAUUUCUCAGCCAAGCUUUCUUAAUUAAAUCUUUAGGUGAAUUGGUCAAUAUGUCAUGCCUCUUCAACUGUCCCCCUGUAUUUUUGUACUAUUCAUUAUAAAAGGUUGUGGAUUGUUUGUUUAGAUAGGCCCACAUCACACAACUUGAUCAAGACAAAGGAGAUGAUUGUGGACGACAGGAAAAAGAAGAGGACCGAGCACGCCCCCAUUCUCAUCGACGGGGCUGUAGUGGAGCAGGUUGAGAGCUUAAAGUUCCUUGGUGUCCACAUCACCAACAAACUAACAUGGUCCAAGCACACCAAGACAGUCGUGAAGAGGGCACGACAAAACCUAUUCCCCCUAAGGAGACUGAAACGAUUGGGAUGGGUCCUCAGAUGGGUCCUCAGAUCCUCAAAAGGUUCUAAAGCUGCACCAUCGAGAGCAUCCUGACUGGUUGCAUCACUGCCUGGUAUGGCAACUGCUCGGCCUCCGACCGCAAGGCACUACAGAGGGUAGUGCGUACGGCCCAGUACAUCACUGGGGCCAAGCUUCCUGCCAUCCAGGACCUCUAUACCAGGCGGUGUCAGAGGAAGGCCCUAAAAAUGGUCAAAGACUCCAGCCACCCUAGUCAUAGACUGUUCUCUCUGCUAUCGCACGGCAAGCAGUACCGGAGCGCCAAGUCUAGGUCCAAGAGGCUUCUAAACAGCUUCUACCCCCAAGCCAUAAGACUCCUGAACAUCUAAUCAAAUGGCUACCCAGACUAUUUGCAUUGCCCCCCACCCCUCUUUUACGCUGCUGCUACUCUCUGUUUAUUAUCGACGCAUAGUCACUUUAAUAACUCUACCUACAUGUACAUAUUACCCCAAUUACCUCGACUAACCGGUGCCCCCGCACAUUGACUCAGUACUGGUACCCCCUGUAUAUAGCCUCGCUAUUGUUAUUUUUACUGCUGCUCUUUAAAUAUUUGUUACUUUAUUUCGUAUUAUUUUAUAUUGUAUUUUUUUUGUUGGUAUUCUUUCUUAAAACUGCAUUGUUGGUUAAGGGCUUGUAAGUAAGCAUUUCAAUGUAACAUCUACCUGUUGUAUUCGGCGCAUGUGACAAAUAAAAUUUGAUUUGAUUUGGAACAGGGCUGCAACCACCAAACACUUGCUCAGUCUACCCUACCAAAACGUUAAACCUUGGUGCUCUGCUGACACCUGGUGGUAGAACACCAAUGUGUCCCUUUUCUGUCUUGCACUUUCAGCUUAAGAAGAUGAAUGAGUAAACAAUGAAUGGCUAAUUGAAAUAUUGACUCCCUUCUCUCUGGUCAGGAUGAACAGGUUGAAUGGGGGAAGCAGCAGGAUCUGUCAGUCACAGAGAUCCAGCAGAAGGUGAAGGAGUACAAUGCUCAAAUCAACAGCAACUUGUUCAUGAACCUGGUGAGUAGGAACAAUCGCUUGAAUACCAUUGUAGUAAGUAGUAACAUUGUAAUUACUCGAACACUGUCUGUAUUACCAUGUUUUUAUACAGUAAUUUAGUUAUUGCUCAACUGCAAUACUGCACUAUUCAACAUGUUGAUAGUGUGUUAAUGUGAAUAAGUUUCGUGAGUAUGAAUUUCUAUAUGUUUUCAUUCUUUUCAACAGAACAAAGAUGGCUCCUACACUGGCUUCAUAAAGGUCCAGUUCAAGCUGAUACGACCCGUGUCAGUUCCCCCACCAAGAAAGGGUAAUGCAACACAGGAUGGUGCAGGCAAGAAGACUGUGGGAGUGAAGCGUCGCACCUCUUUUUACUUGCCCAAGGAUACGUCCAAACACCUACACAUCAGCUCCCGCACACGCGCUCGUGAGGUCAUCGAAGCCUUGCUGAAGAAGUUCACUGUGGUGGACAACCCUGCAAAGUUUGCUUUGUUUGAGCGCACAAAGCGCCAUGACCAAGGUAAGCCUGCCUCUGUAACCUCUUGUCUGUGGUUUUGCGAUAGCACGACUUGUCUUUUUUCUGCACUGACAUCACAUUGAUAAAUACUAAGAGGUGCCAUACAGUUGUUUAAUUCCAUUGUCUCCCUUCCUCUUCCUGUAUUUCAGUGUUCCUGCGUAAGCUGUCUGAUGACGAGCGCCCACUCCACCUGCGUCUGUGUGCUGGACCCAAUGAGAAAGCCCUCAGUUUGGUCUUGAAAGAGGAAUGAGACUGGAGAGGUCAACGUGAGUAUUGAGCAUUCAUUGGGCAUUCAUUCUCAAACCAACAUGGUAAUUUCACAUUGUGCAGCUUACACUUAUGUUCCGUCUCCCUCCUCUCUCUGUCCAGUGGGAUGCCUUCUCUAUGCCAGAGCUUAAGAACUUUGUCCGCAUGCUACAGCGUGAGGAGGAGGAGCAUGUCAAGCAGAUAGUGCAGCGCUACGCACUAGCCCGCACCAGGAUGCAGGAGGCCCAAGCUGCUAGUUCCACCCCUGGUGGUUCCACCCCUGGCUGAGAAACAGCUUCCCUAUGGGACUACCUGCACCUCUGACUGACAACCAUCAGAAGAUGACCAGUCACUGCAUCCAAAGAUCCCAGAGAACACAACUCGACACCUCCCUCAAAGGAGGAGAAUGAAAGAGCGAAUGAGAGCGAGCGGGCGCAUGAGAGCGAGCGGGCAAGAGAGUGUGAGAGAAAUCAGAAGUGCUGUACAACUGGAGAGAGUCUGUUGUGCCUGAGAGAGAAUGAGAGUUGAGAGAGAGAGCGAGUAUAUGAAAAUGUGGCUGAUGAGAGAGUGGCUUUGUCCAGUAGUUCCUCUCAUUAUGGGGGUGCCAUUUGACUAUCCUGGGUAAGCUACCUGACUCGUAAUGUUCAUCACCUGUUAUUCUUGCUGGCAGCAGGGUCCAUAGAUUCUAUCAUUUAUAGCUGUUGGGUAACGAUCAAAGAUAAUUUUGAGACAACCCGAGUGGGGUCAAACAAAUCAAAAGGCCUGUUUCUCUACUUCACUGCCAAGCAAUACAAGGGUAGCCAACCUAUUAGCUCAGACAAAUGUUAAACAAAUUCAGAUACCGUCUGCUUCAGUAUCUCCAGGCCUUAAUGCUAGUCAGAAUAAUAAGCGAUGGACAUUAUGGGCCAGGUACCCCAGGUUUCCAUUUGACCCCAAUGUCUGCCAUAUACCUCCUGCACAUCCAUACUGUGAUGGAUGUCACUCUUUUUGCUGUCCCUUUGAGGCUGAGUGGGAGUGCCCCAUGUGUUGGGAGCACUGUGAAUGUCAAUUUAGAGGACAAUCCCAGGUCGAUUUAAUUGAUAGGGGAAUCGUCCUGAAACUUUAACACUUUGAACUGGAAGCUGGUGCUUUUUAUGGAAUGUUUGUAUAUUUGUAUUGUCUAUUUUUUUUAUGUUCUUUGUGACAUUCUAAAACAACAAAAUAAUAGAACUGAUAAUUUGUUUCAUAUUAUCAGAAUAUGUCUAUAUCUCUUGAAAUAAUAACUUGACUGGCCUUGACUAUCCUCUUUUCAAUUUACAACAUUUUUCUGUUACAUAUGUCCAGUGUCAAAAUAUUUGUUUAAAUAAUAAUAGAUUUGCACUGUUCACAUUAAACAAGUUCAUUUACAAAA
Messenger RNA from Coregonus sp. 'balchen', 12202 nucleotides. NCBI's taxonomy places the organism in Eukaryota, Metazoa, Chordata, Actinopteri, Salmoniformes, Salmonidae. The record is from the annotation of a GenBank genome assembly.